Molecule: messenger RNA, 201 nt
Organism: Sphenostylis stenocarpa
Lineage: Eukaryota; Viridiplantae; Streptophyta; Magnoliopsida; Fabales; Fabaceae
Source: the annotation of a GenBank genome assembly
AUGGAAAAACCAUUCAACAAAGCACCAACAAGGAAAAAAAAACCACCUACAAACAUUGAGGUCUUGCGUCCCAUCAUUCUUGUGGUGGUGGAAGCCCAAAAAGAAGCUAUUAAUGCAACAAGAUAUAAUGAAGAGGUGAACAAAGAAAGGUUCCAUGGAAGUCACUCCUCCCAUGAUCCCAAGAUCAUAACCAAAGAGUAA